Striga hermonthica is the source of this 1608-nucleotide messenger RNA. The record is from the annotation of a GenBank genome assembly. NCBI's taxonomy places the organism in Eukaryota, Viridiplantae, Streptophyta, Magnoliopsida, Lamiales, Orobanchaceae.
AUGAGGACGACACUUGCGAAGCAAAUGGGGUGGACACGCAUAGGCACGGCUUUCCGCCGCUGCUCAGUCGGCUUUCUCAACACCUCUCGUCAACGACGCCCACCGUCCGCUGCUAUUCAUUCUCAUCAGAUGAGUACGGAUGCUCAGAGUAUAGCUGCUCGCUUGAACAGUGCGGGCUUUAUUCGUAGUCAGGGAUUUAUAGGAGGAAAGUGGACCGAUGCAUACGAUGGGAAGACUAUUGAGGUCCAAGAUCCUGCAACUGGUGAAAUAAUAACGAAUGUUUCAUGCAUGGGUAGAAGUGAAACGAAUGAUGCAAUUGCUUCAGCACAUGAUGCAUUUCUUUCUUGGAGCAAGCUAACUGCUUCCGAAAGGAGUAAAUGUUUAAGAAAAUGGUAUGAUUUGUUGAUGGCCCACAAAGAAGAGCUUGGUCAACUUAUGACAUUGGAGCAAGGAAAACCUCUGAAAGAGGCCAUUGGUGAGGUUAGUUAUGGGGCGAGUUUUGUGGAGUUCUAUGCUGAAGAGGCUAAACGAGUGUAUGGUGACAUUAUUCCACCGACUUUUCCUGAUCGCCGUCUGUUUGUUUUAAAACAGCCAGUUGGCGUUGUUGGGGCAGUUACACCUUGGAAUUUCCCUUUGGCUAUGAUUACACGCAAGGUUGCCCCUGCCCUUGCUUGUGGAUGCACUGUUGUAGUAAAACCCUCUGAACUGACUCCAUUGACUGCAUUGGCAGCAGCUGAACUCUCUAUUCAAGCUGGAAUACCACCGGGUGCAGUAAAUGUUGUAAUGGGAAAUGCACCGGAAAUUGGAGAUGCUCUACUCGCGAGCCCUCAGGUGAGAAAAAUCACAUUUACAGGCUCAACAGCUGUCGGGAAAAAAUUGAUGGCAGGUGCUGCAGAGACGGUUAAAAAGGUGUCCCUAGAACUUGGUGGCAAUGCGCCCUGUGUAGUUUUCGACGAUGCAGAUCUUGACGUUGCUUUAAAAGGAACUCUGGCAACAAAAUUCCGUAACAGUGGCCAAACAUGUGUCUGCGCAAAUAGAAUACUUGUGCAAGAAGGUAUAUAUGAGAAAUUUGCACAUGCCUUUUCAAAUGCGGUUGAGAGCAUGAAAGUUGGGAAUGGCUUUGGGGAUGGUGUGGUACAGGGCCCUUUGAUAAAUGAUGCUGCCGUACACAAAGUUAGUUUUCUGUUCUCAUUUGCAAUUUAUGGAGCUAAAGUCCGCAUUGGCGGCAAGAGACACAGCCUUGGAAUGACAUUUUAUGAGCCUACGGUGAUAACUGAGGUCAACAGUGACAUGCUGAUAUCAAGGGAAGAAGUAUUUGGGCCGGUGGCACCUCUUCUUAAGUUUAAAACCGAGGAAGAAGCUAUCCGCAUGGCCAACGACACCAAUGCAGGUCUGGCUGCCUACAUCUUCACAACAAAUAUUCAGCGAUCUUGGCGUGUAUCUGAAGCUCUUGAGUAUGGGCUUGUUGGAGUGAACGAAGGACUAAUCUCGACUGAGGUGGCCCCAUUCGGAGGGGUGAAGCAAUCUGGCCUUGGCCGCGAAGGGUCAAAGUAUGGGAUGGAUGAAUAUUUAGAAAUUAAAUAUGUAUGCUUAGGGAAUAUGAGCUGA